This is a messenger RNA of Magnusiomyces paraingens, 2097 nucleotides long. RefSeq lists its product as uncharacterized. The transcript is spliced from 3 exons. Lineage: Eukaryota; Fungi; Ascomycota; Dipodascomycetes; Dipodascales; Dipodascaceae. The record is from RefSeq and is a predicted model, not a curated record. Bases 1 to 2097 code for a protein of 698 amino acids.
AUGUCUCGAAGAACUAGAUCUCAAAUCAUCAACGAUGCCGAGAUCAGCUUGGCCCCACCUCUUUCAGCCCCUAAAAGAAAAAAAAGAAAACAAAAUAUAAAGCCCUCAACUACUCAAACUCCUGCUACUCCAGCCUCUAUUUCUUCUGCCAUUGAUUCUACUCAAACUCCUGCUACUCCAGCCUCUAUUUCUUCUGCCAUUGAUUCUACUCAAACUCCUGCUACUCCAGCCUCUAUUUCUUCUGCCAUUGAUUCUACUCAAACUCCUGCUACUCCAGCCUCUAUUUCCUCUAAUAUCGGUUCUUCUGGCCCUAAUAGAAUUUUUACUACUGCUGAUUCUUUGAAUAUUUUUAAAUGUUUUGCUACUUCAGGUUCUAUUUCUUCUGCCAUUGAUUCUACUCAAACUCUUGCUACUCCAGCCUCUAUUUCCUUUGCCAUUGAUUCUACUCAAACUCUUGCUACUCCAGCCUCUAUUUCUUCUGCCAUUGAUUCUACUCAAACUCCUGCUACUCCAGCUUCUAUUUCUUCUGUCAUUGAUUCUACUCAAACGCCUGCUACUCCAGCUUCUAUUUCCUCUGCCAUUGAUUCUACUCAAACUCUUGCUACUCCAGCUUCUAUUUCCUCUAAUAUCGGUUCUUCUGGCCCUAAUAGAAUUUUUACUACUGCUGAUUCUUUGAAUAUUUUUAAAUGUUUUGCUACUUCAGGUUCUAUUUCUUCUGCCAUUGAUUCUACUCAAACUCUUGCUACUCCAGCCUCUAUUUCCUUUGCCAUUGAUUCUACUCAAACUCUUGCUACUCCAGCCUCUAUUUCUUCUGCCAUUGAUUCUACUCAAACUCCUGCUACUCCAGCCUCUAUUUCUUCUGCCAUUGAUUCUACUCAAACUCCUGCUACUCCAACCUCUAUUUCUUCUAAUAUUAAUAUUAUGAUUAAAAAAGAAAAAAAUGUCAAGAAAUUUCCAAAUGAAGAUAUUAUACAACAUGCAAAAUCUAGCACCGAGUCACUGUCUACCACAGAGCCUAAAGUGAUCGAUUUGACGCUUGAUAUGGAUGUCAAAAAAGUUCCUUCGUCAACUCUAAAUAUGUCACCCUUUUUGCAGCAGCCGUUUGAAAAAGCUGUUUUGAUUGAAAUGCCCACGGGUACCCCUUUCCUUUCUGAGCUUACCCAAUUGGACAUGGUAGAUGUUGUUAGUGAUAAACUUACAAAUUUCAGCAUUUUGUGGGUUUUUGCAGCUUUCUUCUCCGCUAUGUCUAAUCACGGAAACACUACAGGAGUCAAUGAAGGACCCUCAUCCUUCGAGUCAGCCAGCACUGGAAGUUCUGUUGCCCACUCAACAUCUGAGACCCAUUCAAAGAACAACGCCAGCUCUUAUGAGACAUUCGCCGAUCUCCCUGUUCAUCGUCAAAUUGAUCUCGCUGACCGUUCUGGAUUUACCGUUAGACAAUUAACCAUUGCCAACAUACCAGUUUUCCUCCCCCAUCUCAAAAAUCACUCCCUUUUAUACUUUUUCCCUUCUUUUUCUUAUACAAAUAACAAUGAUUUUGAGAAAUAUCUUAGAACUACGUUUGAGCGAUCUUCAUGGUUCCAGUCCUUUCAAGCCGGAAACGUUGAUCAAGAGUUUGGUUUAUUUCUACCUAUUAAUUACAUGAAUCACUGGUCUCUUGUUUUUGUUUAUUGUCGUCCAAUUAGUGACAGCUUUCAAGUUUUUGUCAGUGAUUCCUUAAAUUCAUCUAAGGAAUCAUUUUUUGAAAAUGCUUCUCAAAAGAGUCAACAUUUUGAUUUAGAAGUUUUUCUAUCUAAUCUUAAUUUGCUUCGACAAAACCUUUACACUUCUAGCUGUUUUACUACUGAUACUACACCACUCUCAAAGCCUUUAUCAAUUGAGGAUCUAACGUUUAAAACGCUGCACAUUCAAAAUGAUGAUAGAAGCUGCGGAGUACAAUUGGCUUUAAACGCGACAUGCAUAUGUGGGGCUUAUUUAUCAUCUGAUGGUAUUCUAAAUUGGCUACAAAGUGAACAGUCAUUACCACAGUACUUUGGUGAAAGUUUAUUAGUACUUCGAACUCUUAUUGGAAAAGAAGUAUCCGAAAAUCCUUCUUAA